GCCGCCAUGGCCGUGCUCCGGAGCGCGGGCGCCGCGCACCUGCUGAGCACAGGACUCGCUGCGCUGACCCUGAACUACUGGACGCUGAGCUUCAACUUCAACAUCAUCACGAACACACUGGGCCAGCACAGGCACACCGCGCGGCCCAUGAAUUGCCACAAGUGGAACAAUGGCACGCCGAACGUGACUUGCCACAUGGACUACCCCACCCAGAUUGCGAAGGACUACUGGACACUGAAAAUCAACUCCAACAUCAUCACGAACAUAGAGUGCCAGCACAUGCAGGAUUACAACACGCUGACCCUGAACGACUGGACGCUGAACGUCAAUUUCAACAUCUUCACGAACACAGACGGCCAGUACGUGCAGGACUGGACGCUGAGCUUCAAGUUCAACAUCUUCACGAACACAGAGGGCCAGCACAGGCAGGGCUACGACACGCUGACCCCGAACUACUGGACGCUGAGCUUCAAUUUCAACAUCCUCGCGAACUCAGAGGGCCAACACAUGCAGAACUACACCACGCGGCCCCUGAAUUGCCACCAGUGGAACAAUUGCACGCUGAACGUGACUUGCCACAUGCUGCUUCAGACGACGCGCAAGACCAGGCUGAAUGGCAGCAACAAUACGGACACCUACACGAUGAGGAAAGAGCUCUCAGGGAUCAUAGCCAUCACGCAGGAGGUCGAAGGCUACAAGUACACCCUGGACUCCCCCCUCAGGAAGAGCGACACCCCAGAGGACAAGAGACGCCUGCAGGAGAUAGGGUCGCCAGCGCCGCCCUUCGCGCUGGCGAUCUUGGAAGAACUGUGCAAGUGUGACGUGGGCGGCUCCAUGGAGGGUGCCAUUUGGAACCACCUGCACCGAGCGGAGACCGAGGACACCGAGGCACAUACCGACAUCCCUAUUCGCGUCAUGCCCAGCCUGUUCACGGACCGCAACCAAGGGCCAGGACGACGAUCACGACAGCGCCGCACUGACAACGCAAUCGGCAGCUACCAACCCAGCGACGAGACCGGGCUCGGACGCUUGAUUCACGACAAGUUCCUGACGCACCAGCUGACAGCCAUCAACAUGUACAUCGACGUCGGCAAUACCUACUACGGGCACAACAAAGCCAGAUCAAGCAUCAACUACUACAUUGGCCACGACAAUUUCAUGGAAAUCGUGAAGCACGUGAAGCUGAAUUGGAAGAUCCACACCAAGCUAAGUAGCCUACUAAGUGUUGCCGACCACAUCCCCAUGAUUAUGCAGAUCAAGAUGCCUGUCAGCGGCGCCAACAUCACGAACAACAACAUCCGCUGGGACUAUGGCCUACUUGCUCUCCAGACGGGCGCCCACCGUGCGUCUUUUCUCAACGGCGCCUACGCCGAGACCAGCAAACGCAAGGAGGCCGUCCGAGUUGUCAAGAUGGAUCAGUGGGCUCCCCCCGAGGCCAGCGUGAGCGCCUCUCCCCUCCUCUCGGCGGCAACGCGCGACGGGGCGGACACCGACGACGAGACAUGCCCCACCUUCGAGUGCAACAUCGGCCGGUGGAACGCAUCGCGGGCAGCGACCUACGCAGCAGACCUAGACAUCGACCACUUCGACGGCUACAAGCAGCACAGCGCCCAGCAGCACGUCGUGGCGACUCCCGCUGGGCCCCUCCCAGGGCUCGAAGGGCUCGGGCACCGCUACGACGACACCAAGCAGAAGCUGGUGAUCGGCGCGCCCAUGUGGGAGGGCCAGGCGGUCCACCACCGAGGCGUGGCCCCAGUGGGCUGGCCCGAGGAGGAGGUAGGCCACUGGCUAGAGACGCUCGAGCAGUGA
Prorocentrum cordatum is the source of this 1809-nucleotide messenger RNA. NCBI's taxonomy places the organism in Eukaryota, Dinophyceae, Prorocentrales, Prorocentraceae. The record is from the annotation of a GenBank genome assembly.